This is a messenger RNA of Toxoplasma gondii ME49, 7024 nucleotides long. RefSeq names its product nucleolar protein,nop52 protein. Gene Ontology annotation, biological process: rRNA processing. Gene Ontology annotation, cellular component: preribosome, small subunit precursor. The record is from RefSeq and is a predicted model, not a curated record. Lineage: Eukaryota; Apicomplexa; Conoidasida; Eucoccidiorida; Sarcocystidae. Bases 2007 to 5291 code for a protein of 1094 amino acids. The transcript is spliced from 2 exons.
GCUGCGACGCAUGGGCUAGCUCGGAUCUUUCCUUGCAACUACGCGGGCGGUGGGAUUACCGCGAGAGAGGGACGCGUGAACGCGCCGGGCAAAAAAGAGAGCCGAGCUCGGGGGUAUUUCUUUUUGUUCCGUUUUCCUUCUCGAUUGAGGGGCAAGACGCACUAGUCGUUCACGAGGCGCCCAGAGAUUUCACCAGAAACAGACUGGCAGGCAUGAUUCAACGCAAGGCAAGUUGCCAGAGGCCUUCGCAAGUUUCCGAUAAACCUCCCUUCUUGCCAUGUUCGGUUUAGCUUGACGAUGCAUUAUAACCACCAACCUGCUAGUAGUCUCCGCACAAGUGAUCCGAGAUCCAGAAUUGUAUCAUUCAGAUCGACUUCACCGAAUCAUUGGAGUACCUCGCUAGGCUACAGAACAUGAGUCGAGCUAUGAGACUUCUGUCUGGGUACAGGACGCGACGAAGUAAACUCGGUCCUGAAAGGAUUUUCUCCAGUUCCCUCGACAGCGAAGCGACUUUCUGCACGGGUGGAGAGGAGAGACGGCCUCUCGCAGCUGUAAAAAGAGUUAUCAUCAUACGUGUACGGCUUGCCUGGGUACGCGUUCUUGGCUGCUGAAAAGUAUAGAUCUGCGUAAACAAAACUGGAGGCUUGUUAGUACUGACGCCGUCCGCAGGUAAUACUGGAGUGCCUUCUGAGUUUCGAAUGCAGCGUGGUGAAUGCAUGUAGCCGACACACUUCUUGACUAUUACAGACAGUGCUGCUCCACAAGGAGCAUGCAUCGUACAGGGAGUAUAGCAACUUGCAUUUACAAAUGACGACGUUGGUUCUACCAGUUUGCGGUGACACUUUCAAACUCGCGGUCGCGGGCCGGUACACAGAGAGUGGGGAAGGUGGAGCUCGCAGUUCAUUCUAUUGGCCGAUACGCGUAGGCGGGAAGUCACGCACAGCGCGGGGCUCUGCGCGGAAAAAGAGUUUCCCUCGCGCCUGCGCUUUCUCUGUGGCUUGGUUGGGAGUAUCCGGAACGACAGAGGCCGCAAGAGAAGUGACGCAAGAAGGCGCAGACAACAGUUCCUCUUUCCCCCGGUACUGUCUCUUUCUGACGCUGGGAAAUUCGCCCCAGAGGCCGCCGUCUCUGUUAGGUCAAGUCCCUCGCGGGAGGGAAGCCGAGGCGCAGACUCGAGCAAGUUUCGGAGAAAAGGAGGGGAAAACGCGGCUGAGUUUUUGGUUUUCCCCGACAUCCAAGGUCCGACCUUCUCAGGAAAGGGCCUGGAAGAAUGGAGAAAAUCGACGGCGGGCGAAAAAGGGAAUAAGGGGGAAAUCCGUCUGUGUUCCGCGCGCACUUCGUCGCGCGUUGGCGUUGCGUGACUCGCCUUUGAGUGUAUUUGCAACAAAAAGCUGGUUGUGCGUUUCUUUCCAAUUUUCCUUGGCUGUUCUUUGUUUAGCUUCUGUCCGUCUUUCCACCAAAUGUUCCUGCGUCUUUUGGCUCUCUCUGAACCGCGAAAAUCCCGGUUUCCCCGCCGUGCUCCAACUGCAUGCGAAUGUCGUUCCUGUCUCCGGUGCCUCAGGCGUGCAUCCACAUAGCCGGUGACUCUCAAACACCGUACCUAAGAGUGCCAAGUUCCGUCUUCCGCGCUUUCGGGCAGGGCGACCACUGAGACAGAACCGCCUUUCUGAGCAACGCCACAGCAGUGUCUCCUGGACUUUCCUCCCUCACUGCCCUCCUCACACGUCGUUGGCGUUCGCGGUGUGGGUCCGCCGCCUUCCCACGGUUCGACGGUCAAACUGUCGUCGUUGGACGACUCCGCGGCUUUCUCAUCUUUCGGCUGUAUCGUUUUUCGGAUCGCUCUCGCGCGCUCACCUUUAGGAGGAGCGCCGACCGUCGGGAUUCCUCUCCGUGGGCGUCCCGUGGACCCGUCUCUGUCGCGAAACCGGUCUGAGAGAGCGGGGUUCCUCCCCGCCGCUCUUCUCCCACUGUUUCCGUUCCCCGUUCCGCGAGUUCUGCCUGGCAAAAUGGUUCGCGCUGGCCGUUCACACCCGCGACCUCUCUCGACGCUCCCGUCUACGAAUGGAGCUUCGGCGAACUUGUCGCGGGUGGGCUCCUCUCCGGCCCCGCACAGGUCGCGUUCCGCGUCUCGCGGCGACAGCGACGAGCGGCUGGUCGCGAUGGCGCGUCUGCUGGCGCACACAGAUGUGAAGUAUCGCAACCGCGGCCUGAAGCGCGUCGAGGCUUUUCUGUCGGGAGUUUCUCGGCGGCGGCGCGCCAAGCAGGCUGAAGGUGUCUGUGAGGUCAACGCUGCCGAGCGGAAGGCUGCCUCUUCGCCGCUCCCGUUCUCUCAGUACGAGAAAGUUUGGACGACGCUGUACUACGCUGCGUGGCUGAGCGACAAACCCCUCGUCCAGCGCGAGCUGUUUGUCUGCCUGGCGUUGUUGGAGCGCAUUUUGCCGACUUUCGCGGAGAAGCGCAAGUUCUUCAAGGCCUUCUUCCUCGUGAUGAAGAGCAACUGGGACAAGCUGGACUGCAUCCGCGUCAACAAGUUUCUCUUGCUCGAGAAAAUCAUGGUCGCGGAACUCAUGCACCUCUCGUUCCAAGUGGCGCACAGACCGCACAAGUUCGUCUACCCCAUGGGCCGCUUCCUUGCAGAGCGCAUUCUCCUCGACGAGCGCGGCGGGAACGGACUCGCCCACCAGCUCGGCCUCUACUUUCUCUUGGAGUUCCGCGAGGUCCGGGCUCGUGUCACCGCCUCCGACGCGUCUGUGGCUUCUGACCAGGACGCGACCGACAGCGACGACGGCGACGACGCCAGCCUCACAGCAACCGGCGAACAGGAAAGCAGCCGCGACGCGCUCUUCUUCGCCUUCUUCUUCCCCUUCUUCUACGCUGCGUGCUUCUCCCAGAGCCCCGCGAUGCUACGCGCCAUCCACACGCAGGUCUUCCUCGAGCUCACUGCGGAAGACCUGCGUCCGCGGCUGCUCUUCGCCGCGCUCUUCGCCUUGGGCUCCCAGUCGAGCGUCGGGGGUGAGAACCGACGCAUGUUCUAUCGAACCUUGGACACUCUGGAGGCGCGCCUGGACGGCGGAGAGCGGCCUGCGUCGCUCGCCGCCGUCGCCGCGGCCUCGCCGAGCAUUCGGCGGCUGCUCGCGCAAGUGGCGACGUUGCGAGCGUCUUCGCACCCCGUCACUGCGUCUCUGGGUGAGGGCGGAGUGAAGCGGGCGCAGAAGGAAGGCUCUGGACGCCUUGAAGAGGCUGUCGCCUUCGAUGACGGGGAAACGUCCAUUUCGUUUCCCUUGCCCACGGCCGACAUGGAGGAGGACUGCGAGGUGAGUGCCGCGUUCUCUGCACGUCGCGAAGAAAAGCGAAAGAGAGAGUCUGGACUCGGUGAGAAGAUGCCGCGAGAGCGGAGCGACGACGCGCUUGGGCUGGAGGAGGCCGGCGGAGACAGUCUCGUGUCGAAGAGGCAGAAGAAAGCGGGCGCGGUGAAGACUCGGAAACAGGGAAAAACGGUUAAGGACGAGAGUCACGGCUGCGCUGCGCUCGCCUGCAGCGAAGAAGGAUUUCUCGACGCAUUCGCACCGGAGAUCUGCGACGGCGAACAGUUCGUCGGGAAGCGAAAGAAGUUCCUCGGUGAGGCUUCGCUCGCAGCUGGCGCGGCCCUGAACGUCCGCGCGAAGUUUCUUCGCGCGGGCGCGUUCGGCGCCACGGGCGCGGCUGGCCUCUGUCUCGUCGCGGCCGGAGACGAGAGACCGUCUGCCUGGCCGGGAGGGCGCGAACGCACGCGCCGAGUGGCGGGACUGACAGGGAAGGCUGGGCCGGUGGGUUUGAGCGGAGCGUCGCGCGUCGGCUUCCUCGCGUCUGUCGGCGACGAAAACGAUGGGAGAGACCUGUCUUGCGGCUUACCGAGUUCGAUGACAGGCACCCGCUCGCCGCCGUCUCCGCGGCAGAGUCAAGAGAAGGCGGGGAAGGACAGGAAGGAGCGCGGCGCGGACGCGCCUGCGUGCGGGGACCGGCGAGAAGCCGGCGAGGCGCAAGAGGGAGGCGCGCCGAGUGCAGGAAAGGUCGAGGGCAACGGAGACGGUGACGAAGUUGGCCGGGAUGCGAAGCCACCUCAGGGCGAUGUCGCGGGAGACAGCGGAAGAGGCGACAGCACAGACGGCGGGGAGGGCGGAGAUUGGCGCGAGCAGGAGGAGAGAGGAAGAGGCGACGAGGAAGGCGAAGAGGACGAGAAGUCGGCGAGGAAGGAGAAGAAAAGAAGACAGAGCGAGAAGAAGAGAAAGAAAGAAGAACGCGAGCGACGCCGGAAAGAGCGACGGGGCCUGCUGCCCACCGCACUCUCGGCCGCGCCGGGCUCCGACCAGGAGACCGGCGACAACGCUCCGGCGCUGCGCGCGCAGACGAAGAGGAGUCUCAAACAGGCACGAGCCGCGGGGCUUCUGUCUCCAGAGGAGGCGGCGUCUCCCAGGACUGCCGAGAGACUCGUCGCUGGCAAGAGAGGAUCGAAGACAGGCUUCCUCGUCGCGUCCGGCGCGUCCAGGGCGACAGAAAGAAGGCGAGUCGUCUUCGAUCUGAGGCGCAAUCGCGUCACAGCCUUUAACCGCCUUCAGCCGCCCUCGGCAGUGAGUCCGUCGGCCUCUCAGGCGGACUUGCUCGCUUCGAGUGUGCGCGGUUCGCCUUCGAGAUCCUCUCUCUCUUCCGCGACAUCCUCGGCUUCAGCGAAAGAGGCGUCUCUCGCGUCUGCUUCCGCUUCUUUGUCUCCGCCGUCGCGCCGUGGCUCGAAGGCCCUAUCGGCCUCGGGCUCUCGCUCGGGGAACCAGGCGGGAGAGGCUGAGACCCGUGAAGGCGAGUGUGAAGAGUCGCCUGUGCCAGCUCCGCCUGUUCUCAAAUCGAUUCUCAAGCGUCCUGUAGGCUUUUGUCCUGCGUUGAGCGAGCAGCCUCACUGGGCGUCUUCUUCGGAUAGUGUGUCGGCAGGUUCGACGCCUCGAGCCGUGAACAAGACCGCGAAAAAGACGCGCGCAGUUCUCUCCAAAAAAGCGAGCUCGGCGGGACAUUCAGGCAUCGCCCUGGCACUGCCCGACGGGGACUUCCAUAGCCCCUCGCCGACUGCAGAGGGCCUUGAGUUGCCGGUCUUCGUUGCGUCUUCGGAGAAGAAGCGGAACAAGGUUGGAGAGAAACGAACGGUUGAGCUGGAGAAAAAGGGCAAACGAGGAGCAGAGAAAAAGUCGGUAAUUGCGCUGCCGAGUGGAACAUGGGAUGCAGUUUCCCUCGCGCAAGAGGCCAUCGAAAAGCGAGAGGAGCAGUAGGCGCGCGAGCGCUGGCUGUUUAGGGAGAAGAAGUCCGGACCAAGAAGAGAGGGGAUCAAAACGCGCGUCACUGUGGGCUACGACUUGCGUGGUACCCAGGCGGGUGCUGAAACGCCGAGUCCAGGUUGAAAACGUGCAGUGUGUCACAUGCAAACUUCGAAUACAGUCGGCAAGUACAGGGAGAACCAGGGUGAUAGAUACCGGCGAACGACCUUCCUAUUCCUCUCUGUUUCUUGUUUCCCUUGUUACACCAGUUCCGAGGAGAACAGGAAGCAAUGUCCGCGAACGACGGGGAGCAAGGUUAUGAAAGAGGCUCUUUUGUAGCACGCAACCCUGUGAAGCCCCAUAGACUGCAGUGGAAGAGCGGCUCGGCUUCCUUGACAAGUUGAGCUGUGCGGUCGUCAGAUGCGUUCAGACACCGCGGGAGUUCUUCUGUUGUGUAGCGGGCGAAGACUGUGUACCCUGGCGGCGAACGCGACCUGUCGAAGAGCGUGCCACAGCCAUUUUAAACUGGAGAUGUCUGCAGACCUACACUGGAGAGAUUUGUGGGGAGGGCGAGAGCGAGACCAGGAGAGGAGGCAAGACAGGUUGCGUUCUGCGGAGACGACCGCAGCAGUUCGUCUGCAUUCGGGAACUCUCACAUGCUGAAGGAAGCAGAUCGCUUCCAAGCGCAUGCGUUUGUCUCGACACCCGUAGCAGACAAGGAAGAGCGUUUGAGGCGGCAAAGCGAUGUCGAGCUGAGGACGCGAAUUGCUUCUCUGGUGGACUGAAUCAUUUCCUAGUGAAGGCAUGUCUGGGAAAUUCAUUUUGGAUCCUGUAAAGAUCGCAUUGGCCAUCGGGAGGCCCCUCAGUCAUCGUCUGCCAGCUCAUUAUCGACUUUUUUAAGUUUUCCAUCAUUCUCCAUGACGCUAAAGUCGGACUCAACGGACAAACUGUUUUGACGGGACGCCGUUUCAGUAGAGAACAUUGGCAUUCGUGAACGUUAAGAAGAUGUGCCAAAUUCAGUUGACGCCACCAUGGAAAUAUCACCCAUCGUACAGUCGCGCCGCCUCUCAAUCAGCGUCCGAGGAACGAGCCUCACGGGCGAUAGAAAUAAAUGAGUUCUGAAACUAACCGCAUGUAGGCAGGACACUUGGCCCACUUAAUGGUGGCGUGACACGACAAAUAGUCAUUCACAUAGAGUGCAGUCGUGCCGUCUCGCGUACAAGAUGGAGUUGCGAAUCCUAGGGACCGCACUGUAUAGUGUGUGGCAGGGCUGACAUCCUAACUCCGUCUCAAUAGUCUUUGAAACUCCCUACAGCAACCAUAGGGAACGCGGUUGUUUCUAUCUCAUACGUUAAGCGAUACAAGAUUCAGACUAUCCAUGCUUUCGGAGAGUCCUUCACCGGCUUCGAGGGCAAACGCUCAUGUCGACGAGGCCGUCGUCCGGUUCCGAAUAAGCUUCGACGUCUUGUAGACCGGAUGCCACGCCUUUGCUACAGUUGCCUUCCUCGUGUCCGUGCUCCUUCGCUAUGUUAACGUCUGAACAAACGGUUUCACUGACGUUGCUGACUUUGGUCCUGAUGAACUAUGGUUCUGCUUGGAUCGUUGAGUCAAUCAGAUACACGCCGAAGUGGUGUUUGUUUGAUGGCAUUUUAUCUAAAUAGGCAAAUGGUUUCACGGAUUUCCGCAGAAACAGCUUCAUCGCGUGCCUGCAACUCCGCAGCAGCGUUCCUUCAUAUACAGAGCGUUGC